UUUUGACGAAGUCGCGGAUUGAUGCCGCAUAGAAGUAGCGAAAAGAAAACUGCUGUUCUUGCUGUUGACAUUACUAAUUCUUGAUUUUUUAAACAUUGGAUUGCAAUGUUAUUGCUUUGCGAAAAAGGAAUUGAUAACAAACAUAAAACCUCAUUCUCCAAGAUUCAGGAAAGCAUCUUAAAACGAUUUUGAUAUGUGUCAAUUUUUUUGAUUAGGUAUUUAAUUUUUACGAUUGAAGAUCGCAUAAAAACAAGAGCUGUUGGAUUUUAAUCUUUGAACGGUGAUAAUAGAUGUGUCGGUUUUUCAAAAUAUAAUUCUCGUUUUUUAUUGAUCCUUAGCCAUGGAUGAAAUUUCUCAAGACAGAUUAAAUGCCAAUGAAUCACUUAGGGUUGAUGAAGUAGAAGCAUUAUCUGCUAUUUUCGGAGAUGAUUGGCUCGAAGAAGAUGCUGAACAUAGAGUAUAUAGCAUCAAUGUGGCCAACAGUACAGGGAACAGUAUAUAUCUUCAAGUUACUUUACCAGAAAACUACCCAUUAGAUGGACCUCCUAUUUAUCAAAUAAGUGCACCUUGGAUGAGUCGAGAAGGAAAAGCAUCUCUUUGUUCUGAAAUUGAAGACAUUUACUGUUCAAAUGCAGGUGAAAGUAUCAUUUACUUGUGGAUUGAAAAGCUGAAAGAUUUUGCUUAUCCAAUGUCAUUUUUGCACCCUCAAAACACUGCUGCUGAUGAAGUAAUAGAAGAAGAUAAUGAUGCCGAACCGUCGGCAGCCUUAAAUUCUACAGAACAAGAAAUCCUAGAAAUAGAAACUGAUGAACUGCCCCCAAUCGCUCAUGGUGAACCAAUUACUGAUCGGAAAAGUGUAUUUCAAGCUCAUGCUGCUAAAGUCCUGACUGUACAGCAGGUGAAACAGGUUUUGGAUGAGUUGAAACAAAACAGAAAAAUUGCUUCAGCCACUCACAAUAUUUACGCAUAUAGAUCAGGAUCCAUUCUUUUACAUUUACUGCAGAUUUUGAAUGUUGUCAAUGUUUUGGUGGUUGUAUCUCGAUGGUAUGGAGGCAUUCACUUGGGUCCUGACAGAUUCAAACAUAUCAAUAAUGCAGCAAGAAUUCUGUUAUGUGAAUUAGGAUUGACUAACGAUGAGAAAACUUCUAGUGGAACAAGCAAAUCACAGAAAAAAAUGAAAGAUUCUCCUAAAGUAAAAAAUGCCAGCUGAAUUCUUAUAGUCAAGAUAUUUUUUUGAAACUUUU
Molecule: messenger RNA, 1244 nt
Organism: Uloborus diversus
Lineage: Eukaryota; Metazoa; Arthropoda; Arachnida; Araneae; Uloboridae
Product: protein IMPACT-like
Exons: 11
Coding region: 341-1210 (289 amino acids)
Biological process (GO): regulation of translational initiation
Cellular component (GO): cytoplasm
Molecular function (GO): protein binding
Source: RefSeq, a predicted model, not a curated record